CCGAACCCCCAACGAACGGCCCCAAUGGUUGGAAGAAGCAGAGCUCCUCCGAGCUCUUAAAACAUCAUUGUCUUCGCGAUAAAAUCAGCCAGAGAUUCAGUGUGCUCUGACGGCUCGACUCGAUUAGACAACACAUCAAAGUUUAGCACCAUGGCCGAUGAGAAGAAGAAGGUUAAGAAGAAGAAGACCAAGGAAGAGGGUGGUACUUCCGAAACCGCUUCUGAGGCCGCAUCCGAGGCAGCAACCCCGGCACCAGCUGCCACUCCUGCCCCGGCCGCAUCUGCCACUGGUUCGAAGAGAGCGUCGGGCGGAUCCCGCGGCUCCAAGAAGUCGAAGCGCGCUGGCUCUUCGGUCUUCUCUGUGUUCUCCCAGAAGCAGAUCGCCGAGUUCAAGGAGGCCUUCCAACUAAUGGAUGCCGACAAGGACGGUAUUAUUGGCAAGAACGAUCUGCGCGCUGCCUUCGACUCCGUCGGCAAGAUCGCCAACGACAAGGAGUUGGACGCCAUGCUGGGCGAGGCCUCGGGUCCGAUCAACUUCACCCAGUUGCUGACCCUGUUCGCCAACCGCAUGGCCACCUCCGGUGCCAACGAUGAAGACGAUGUUGUUAUUGCUGCCUUCAAAACAUUCGAUAACGAUGGUCUCAUCGACGGUGACAAAUUCCGCGAAAUGCUCAUGAACUUCGGUGACAAGUUCACCAUGAAGGAGGUCGAUGAUGCCUACGAUCAGAUGGUGAUCGACGACAAGAACCAGAUCGAUACCGCCUCCCUGAUCGAGAUGCUCACCGGCAAGGGUGAAGAGGAGGAGGAGGAGGCCGCCUAAGGCAACCACCGAUCACAUCCUAACUUCUAACUCAGCAUCCAUACAGCCAGAAUCAGAACGUUAAAAAUCAAUCAGUCAAAUCAGUAAUAAUAAACGUAAUUAAAAGAAACGCUCGUUUACAUAUGUAGAUUCUCAGUAUCUUGUAAUCUCUUUUUUGUUAACCAUCACCAAGAACCAAGUACCAAAAACAACACCACCAACAAAGAUCAACAACACCCGAUCAGAACUGAAAAUGAACUUCUUCAGCAACACUUUGGUAGCGAUCAGAACCAUUUACCAUGUAUCUGUCCAUCAUAGUUAGGGAUACUUACGAUCACGUUCACUGUCACGGCAAGAACUGACGCGUUAGUUUUCUAGUUGAUUUACUGUUAAAUUUUACACGUAAAAUUUAUAAAACAAAUGCUAUCUAUUUUAUUUAAAACACCUAUAAAAUCAACAAAAAAACUUAAAAACAACAA
This is a messenger RNA of Drosophila subpulchrella, 1277 nucleotides long. RefSeq names its product myosin regulatory light chain 2 (gene Mlc2). Bases 151 to 819 code for a protein of 222 amino acids. Gene Ontology annotation, biological process: post-embryonic development; locomotion. Gene Ontology annotation, cellular component: myosin II complex; cytoplasm. The record is from RefSeq and is a predicted model, not a curated record. NCBI's taxonomy places the organism in Eukaryota, Metazoa, Arthropoda, Insecta, Diptera, Drosophilidae. The transcript is spliced from 3 exons. Gene Ontology annotation, molecular function: calcium ion binding; myosin heavy chain binding.